AUGCGUGUGUUAAUACUGUUGGCUAUUCUUGGAGCCGUUUCCGCGGCCCCAAGAAAAUCAGGACGUAUUGUGGGUGGUGAAAACACUAAUAUUGAAAGAUUUCCUUUCAUGGCUGCUAUGUUGGAAAAUAUCUUCUGGGUAGUGAGGCCUAUAUGUGGUGGCACUCUUAUAACCAACAGAGCUGUAGUCUCAGCAGCUCACUGUUUUGUAGACUAUGAGCCAUCCUGGCUGAAAGUGAGAUUGGGAUCAACUUAUGCUUCGUCUGGCGGACAAGUCUAUGAGGUUUCUAGACUUAUCAUGCAUCCUCAAUUUGACACACUCUUACUUAUUCAUGAUAUUGCAGUAAUCAGACUUCAAAACUCUGUUGUAAUGUCCAAUCAAAUCCAAGCUGCACGAAUUGCUGGACCACAGUACAUCUUACCAGACAAUACACGUUUGGAUGUUAUUGGUUGGGGGCAGACCAGUUAUAAUGGACAACGUUCCGAAAUACUUCAGCACGUUUCCGUUAAUACCAUCAACCAAAGAAUUUGUACCGAACGCUACGAACACCUUAGGACUUUACCUGGUAAAGAAAACCACCCAGGUGUAACUCCUGAGAUGAUGUGUUCCGGUAUUCUGGAUGUUGGUGGCAAAGACGCCUGCAAGGGUGACUCCGGUGGACCUGUUAUUCAUGGCGGAAAUGUUCUAGUAGGAAUUACUUCCUUUGGCCACGAAUGCGCUCAUCCAGUUUAUCCAGCGGCCCCAAGAAAAUCAGGUCGUAUUGUGGGUGGUGAAAGCACCACUAUUGAAAGAUAUCCUUUCAUGUCUGUUAUGCUAGAAAAUAACUUCUGGGGAUUGAGGCAUAUAUGUGGUGGCAGUCUUAUAACCAACAGAGCUGUAGUGUCAGCAGCUCACUGUUUUGGACGCGUUACGCCAUCCACUUUAAGAGUGCGUUUGGGAUCAACUUAUGCUUCGUCUGGCGGACAAGUCCAAGAGGUUUCUAGAAUUAUCAUGCACCCACAAUAUAACUCACGCUUACUUAUACAUGACGUCGCAGUUGUCAGACUUCAAAACUCUGUUGUAAUGUCCAAUCAAAUCCAAGUUGCACGAAUUGCUGGACCACAGUACACCUUACCAGACAAUACACGUUUGGAUGUUAUUGGUUGGGGGCAGACUAGUUACAAGGGACAAACUUCCGAAAUACUUCAGCACGUUUCCGUUAAUAUCAUCAACCAUAGACUUUGCAUCGACCGCUACGAAUACCUCAGAUCUUUACCCGGUAUGGGAGCCUGGCCAAGUGUAACUCCUGAGAUGAUGUGUACUGGUAUUCUGGAUGUUGGUGGCAAGGACGCCUGCGAAGGUGACUCCGGAGGACCUGUUAUUCAUGGUGGAAAUGUUCUAGUAGGAAUUACUUCCUGGGGAUUCGAGUGUGCUCAUCGAACUUAUCCGGGUGUUAAUGUACGCGUUUCAUCUUACACAGAUUGGAUCUCGACCAAUGCAGUUAAUUAA
Danaus chrysippus (African queen) is the source of this 1488-nucleotide messenger RNA. NCBI's taxonomy places the organism in Eukaryota, Metazoa, Arthropoda, Insecta, Lepidoptera, Nymphalidae. The record is from the annotation of a GenBank genome assembly.